This is a messenger RNA of Asterias rubens (European starfish), 6847 nucleotides long. RefSeq names its product rap guanine nucleotide exchange factor 2-like. Gene Ontology annotation, cellular component: apical plasma membrane; plasma membrane. The record is from RefSeq and is a predicted model, not a curated record. Lineage: Eukaryota; Metazoa; Echinodermata; Asteroidea; Forcipulatida; Asteriidae. Gene Ontology annotation, biological process: Ras protein signal transduction; positive regulation of GTPase activity. Gene Ontology annotation, molecular function: guanyl-nucleotide exchange factor activity; protein binding. The transcript has 35 exons. The coding region runs from base 627 to 5141 and encodes 1504 amino acids.
UACACGAUUUUAUCGUUUCCGGAUUGUGACAAUACCUAGCGGAACAUUCUGAGUGACAUUUCUCAAAACUCAAUAAGAUGGCGGUUGCGUCCUCGAUGGAAUAUCCCUCUUCAAAAUGGUACUGAUGUUGAAUAGAAAUUAUGAACCUGAAUCCUUAAGAUCCAAGACAGAGGCAACAUCGUCCUAACUGCUCAAUGCUUCUCCGCCCAUUUGGAAUACUAUUUCUUGCCUCCCAUGUUGUUACAAUAAUCGUCCGCUAAAAUUGUCGGCUGAAAUCAUCUGCUGACGUCUGCAGUGUCAUGGAGGAAGCUUCAGAGUGAGGACCACAAGAAAUAAACGUAUGCGUAAGGAAUAAUUGCCGUCCAGUAACACCCUACUGCCGGAGCCUAUUAGCAUCGGUAGCUUCUGUUAAUCAUCCAAACUGAUUACCUCGUCAUUAGUAACUAUACUGACAAUUAAAACGCUGCUUUGUUUAGAGAUCAUGAAGUAAGCCAUGUGCCGAACUGACGCCGUUGGAACAAAACCGAAGGAAUCGCUGACGAUGCAAUGGAUGACGCUGUAAAUUCUGUACUUUUCAGCAAAUGUGAGUUAUAGCCAACCUUGAGUGUUCGAUAGCGCAUGACGACAUGUCUUCCUACAUGGAUCUGCAUUAUAUCAAAUGCCUACAGAAACCACCGGAAGAUCGAACCGCUAAGAACUUGGAAUACAUCUUUAAGUUCUUACACACUUUGGAAGCUUUAAGGUCUCUACGUGAAGCAGCUCUUCGAGAGAUAGCCAAGAACGUCCGUUAUAUGAAGAGAGACGCUAACGACAUCUUAUACUGUCGUGACGAUCGUAGUACAUGCUGGUACAUCCUACUUGCGGGAUCUGUCUUUAUUGACCAGCAUAUGUUCCUCCCUCGUAGUAGCUUUGGCAAGAGGACUUCCGGCUCUGGGAGAAGAGGAGCAGAUUGCUUGAUUCUGGAAACAUCAGAACUUCUUGUGAUUGACUACCCCGAUGCUCUACUAAUGAAACCUGGCCACCGCCAAUCAUACACCCCCACUAAUUUAGAACGCCUUAUGGCGUUAGAACAAGAGGAGAUCAAGGUGCCUGCCAUACGAGGGCGCUCUUUCAGCGAGGAUCGGUCAGGGUCCAUGAACGUCAACACAACUGUACUGCCAUCCAUCAAGUUGGAACGGACUCAGUCAUUGGACAGUCAAAAGAAACACUGCAAGAAGACCAUGGAGGAAUUACCGACGCUGCUGAGCGGGAUUGAAGGCUCCGGUGGUCGUCUUCCAGUCAUAGUGAGCUACAGUGAUCGUAGUUCCAUCCACAGUAGCAUGUCAAGUAGUUUCUCCGAUCUGUGCCAAGGAAGCAACAGUGAGAACCCAGACCUGGACCUGACGGGGCUGGUGGAGAGCACCGUGGACUCAGACGAUGAGGACACUGUCAGUGAAUCAGCAUCGACACUUGUUGUCCGAGAUCUUGUGCGAGAUUGCCUUGAAAAGGACCCCAUGGACAGAACAGAAGAUGACAUUGAAAUCUUGUUGGAUUUUAUGCGCCACCUACCAGCGUUUGCUAACAUGACAAUGUCAGUGCGUCGGGCGCUGUGUGCAGUCAUGGUGUUUGCUGUUGUAGCUAAAGCUGGGACAAUCGUCAUGAAGAAUGGAGAGGAGCUGGAUUCAUGGUCCGUGAUUCUCAACGGUCACGUUGAAGUGACUAAACCUGAUGAGAGCGUGGAUCAACUUCAUCUAGGAGACAGUUUUGGAGUGAAAGCGACCCUGGAGACACAGUUCCAUGUGGGUGUGAUGAGAACCACAAUAGACGAUUGCCAGUUUGUUUGUAUCGCUCAGGAUCAUUACUACAGGAUCUUAACGCAGGGUGAAGAGAAUAUACGCCGGAUUGAAGAGAAUGGCAUGACAGUCAUGGUUACAGAACACAGGGUACUAGACGACAGGAGACAGGGACAUAUCUUAAUUAAGGGUACACCAGAGAGACUUAUUUCCAAUCUCAUGGAGGACCACUCCCCUGUUGACCCAACGUACGUUGAAGAUUUCCUCUUGAGUUACCGUUCCUAUCUACCAAGCCCUCAUCAAGUAUGUGACAGUCUCUUGCACUGGUUCCAAGAUGUCAACCUUCGAGAUAAGGUUAUACGAGUGUUACUUCUAUGGGUUAAUAAUUACUACAGCGACUUUGAGAAAUCACCAGAUAUGAUCGAAUUCCUGGAGACAUUUGAAGACUGUUUAGAAAAAGAGGCAAUGACAGGACAGUUACGGUUACUUCACAUAGCAGGAGCAGCAAGGGCUAAAAGGAGGACAGUAGUUCUGGCGCGGUCGGAUCGAGACUCAAAGCUUUCCUUCUCAAUCGUCGGCGGUUGGGAGAAGAAAAUGGGCAUCUUCAUCUCCAAGGUAGAGAGGGGCUCCAAGGCGCAGAUAGUCGGCCUUCGUAAGGGCGACCAGCUUCUUGAAGUAAAUGGGUUCAGCUUUGAGCACGUCACACGUUCAAAAGCCUUGGAGAUUCUUAAAGGGACUACUCAUCUCAGUAUUACCGUCAAGUACAACACACUCGCUUUUCGAGACCUAAUUGCAUCUCAGGACGGCCGUACUAACUGGGGCCGUCUACCGAGCACCGAGAUCCAACUCCUCCAAGCCGACCCCCGGGCGAGGCUAACCAUCCCCGACCUCGCCCUGACCACGCCCUUCUCUGGGAUGUCACCAGAGAUCAAGGAGAAGACGAAACAUGAGAAGCGAGGAGGGUUUGCGACGUUGGGACACAAGACCAAACUCAGAAAGGCCAUGGCUAAACUCAGUAUUCUACCAAAUAAAACAGCAGCAAGGACGCAAGAUGAUUCAUCGACUCUCAUGAGAUAUUCCAAGUCUGGCAGUAUCAGCGGUAGCACGCCGUACUUAAGCAACAGCAACCCCGAUCUGACAUCCAUCGCGGCGAUCCCCAUGUACGAGUCAUCGACGUACGUCGGUGGAAACGACUACCCUGAGCACGUCUUGAAGAUCUACAGGGCGGAUCAGUCUUGCAAGUACUUCCUGGUGCAUAAAGAGACAACUGCCCUAGAAGUAGUGAUGCUAGCCAUGAGAGAGUACGGUCUAACAGACGCAGCCAACUCCGGAACUUACUCCCUCUGUGAGGUAACCGUUGCCCCUGGUGGUAUGGUCAAACAGAGAAGGCUGCCAGAUCAUCAGAGCGACAUUGCAAGCCGUCUUAGUCUUUGCGGGAGGUUAUUCCUUAGGAACAACAUGGCCUCUGAGACACUCAUGCCGGAUGAGGUCGCUGUGGAGUUACUGAAAGAUAGCCAAGUGACCUUCCUGCAGUUAGAUUCCACCGAAGUCUCAUCCCAACUCACUCUGAGCGACUACAAUAUUUUCCAAGCCAUCGAGUCGACAGAUUACAUCGAAGACCUCUUCCACCUUAAAUCAACUGAGAAAAAUAACAGACUACAACUCUUUGAAGAGCUUGUCAACAAGGAGCUGUUCUGGGUGAUAACAGAAGUCUGCAAUGAAGUCAACCUCGUCAAGCGAGCUAAAAUUUUAAAACAGUUCGUCAAGAUCGCAAGACACUGUAAGGACUGUAAGAACUUCAACUCCCUGUUUGCAAUCAUCAGCGGUCUCGGUCACGGCUGUGUCUCACGACUCAGGAGUACCUGGGACAAAGUACCGGCUAAGUACGUCAAGAUGUUUGAGGAUUUACAGGAUCUGAUGGAUCCCUCUAGGAAUAUGUCAAAGUAUCGGAACUUGGUCAGCUCGGAGCAGGUUCAACCUCCAAUGAUUCCGUUUGUUCCAGUCGUUAAGAAGGACUUGACCUUCAUACACCUCGGUAACGACUCCAAAGUAGAAGGGCUGAUCAACUUUGAGAAAUUAAGAAUGAUUUCGAGAGAAGUGAGGUACAUUGUCAGCAUGGCCAACGCUGCCUAUGACCCUAAACAACUCCUCAGCGCUAAGUCGAGUGCUGGUUCAGGGUCUCCAUUGAUUGGUUCCAGCUUAGCAUCAGUCAUAGCUCCUGGAAUGAGCACGUUACCAAGGAAACGUAGCCAAGGACGACGUAGCUCGGCCGUCAUCAACCCCAAAAAGAUGUGGGAAGAGGCCCAGAUGACUCGCCGUGUGAAGCAGUACCUCAUUAGUCUCAAUGUAGUUGAUGACGAAGAUGAACUCCGAGAUCUGUCACUGAAAUGUGAACCAAUAGCAAACACAGCCAUUCUGCGGAUUACCGGUGGGGGGUCAAUGAAUUCCGGAACAUUGCGUCGUAGCUCUCAGACCAGUCAGAGUGGAAGUACAUCAACGUUAGCGCCCCCAGCAACGACCUACAACAAACAAGAAGAAGAAAUCAAGAAGAUCAUCUACAAAGAUGCUCCUAAGACAUCUUUUGGUGCAACAUCCCCCAAGAAUCUUCGCAAGUUAUUAUCGCUCUCCGAAGAAGGCGAAGGUAGAAUGAAAGUCACAAAAGUUCAGAAGCCUUCUCAGCAUAAAGGACCUCCUUCCGUAGGUCACUCCAAAGUCGUUCCAUCAUCCCCGACGUCAAACUCCCUCAGCAGGUCACGGAAAGUUGCUUGUGCCGUUAGAGGGGCUUCAAACAGCAGCACCACAUCAUCAGCUGACGUUGAUGGGAGUCGUAAGCUCAGCCCGCAGCGUAGUGAUAGUGGCUAUGGUGGUAGUGAUGCUGGUGUGCCUAUGAGACAUGAUCAUAAACCUAAGCACAGACAUGCUGGUCAACCGCAAAGCAUGAGUGGCGUUUACGACAGCUCAGAUUCCAGUCAGAGUUGUCUAUCGUCAAACUACGACACUCAGAGCAACUCAUCCUUUGGUUCAUCCUCACCACCAACGAGGGAUCAUCAGUUCACUAACGAUUUACCUGGAGCCCCUUUGCACAGCCAGAGAAAACAUCCAAAUAGGUGGGCUGCCCAUGACGAGCGAUCCGCCUACCCCGACAGGCCCCGCCCACCACCCGACUACCAUGUAGUUACCAAGGGAACACCUCCAAAAGGCACAGCUGGACGGUCAUAUUCCCAGUCUUCUUCUGCUCCUCCUGAAGUGUCAGAAAGAAAGCCACCAGACUAUGCUGUGGCGACAGCACGAAAAAAAGUGUUAAGCAGCUCCCAGUCUGAGGCAUGUGAUUUCUACGAUUCAGAUAAUGAACAAGUGUCUGUGGUAUGACUAGGCACGGUAAACUCCCCAUAAACUUCAAGAGGAACUGGUAAACUAUUUAAGCAGUGUGGUUUACCAUAAACCAAUGGACCAGUGUGGUUUACCAUAAACCAAUGGACCAGUGUGGUUUACCAUAAACCAAUGGACCAGUGUGGUUUACCAUAAACCAAUGGACCAGUGUGGUUUACCAUAAACCAAUGGACCAGUGUGGUUUACCAUAAACCAAUGGACCAGUGUGGUUUACCAUAAACCAAUGGACCAGUGUGGUAAAACUACAAGAGCGUACUGAUAAACCGUUAAAGCAGAGUGGUAAAAAUACUAGAGCAAACUGAUUAACUUUUUAAGCAGUGUGAUAAACUGCAAGAGCAAACUGAUAAAUCAUUUAACCAGUCUGGUAAACUAAAAGAGUGACUUAAGAACCGUUUAACCAGUGUGGUAAAACUACAAGAGUGACUGAUAAACUUAAGCAGUGUGAUAAACUGCAAGAGCAAACUGAUAAACCGUUUAAGCAGUCUGGUAGACUACAAGAGCGUACUGUUAAAAACUGUUUGGUAAACUUCAAGAGGUUUGUUAUAAGCUUCCAAGGAGCUCUUGGGAUAACUGGUAAACUAUCUGAAGUACAAGAUGAAGUUCACAAGGGCUGCUAUUAAUCGGUGAAGAACUCAGAUUACCAGGGAAAAUUUUAUUAAACAGCUAAUCGGCAUUAAACCACAACAAGUUCCUUGAAAAGUGUGAAGUAAACCGGAUGUUUCCAAAACUGUUUUGUAUGAUGGUGGGUGUAAUGAAGGCUGUCCAAGCAGUGAGGCUGGUACCAUGGAACAGUAAACACAAGUUGCACUUCACAGUACAAAGUCCAGGAACUAGACAGAUGAAAGUGGCUGCAGAGCAAUAUGGCGGAGUGUGAACAAUGAUUGUAUAUAUUCUGUGGAUGCAAUGUACCAGACGAUUAGUGUGUGAUUUGAUUCAGAAGGACCACUGAUGAACAGGUUGUGUGUGACCAGACUGAUCCAUGUACAGAAACGCAUCAUCCUUCUUAGCAAGAGUAUCUCGUUGAGAAAUUCUAUCUUCCAAGGAAGUUCUUAAUCUACCAAGCCAAUUCAUACCUUAGUUUACAUGAUCUUGAUGUUAGCAGUUACCACAUAACAAAACAUGCUUAGCAUUCUCAUUAGAUUCCGUAAAGCCAAACCAACCCAACAAAGCUGUGGAUAUGGCUUCACUGAGCGGUUGCCAAGCGUGUUGCUAUGGGCAUCCUAUGCUGCAAUACAUGUUGGCAUGACGAUCAAGCUGUAGCCACAGCCGCUGAUUCAGACCCUGGCCUCAUUUUCAUUUGAAUUCUGGUGGUUUCAGAAAUCUUAUGUCGGGUUUCGCAAAGCACCUUUUACCUUUUUUAAUGUUAGCCUGAAACAACUUCCAGUCUGUGGGUUGACCAGUAGUGGACAAUAAAUCUCAAAUGAAUGCAAAUUGUUUUUUGAAAGUGCUGAUUUUAAGGAUGUAUCUGUAGCGAACCUUUUGUAAUAGGUCUUAUUCAGUAUUUAAUGUGAUGCCAACCACAUCCUUUGAACCCAUUGUAAUCGGCAGAUGGGUUGCUUCACCCUCAAUAAACAUUAAAGCAGAUUGACAAAUCUUUUGAAAAGUCUUUUGCAAAUUGUUCAUGAACAAUUUACCCAGAGAAAUCUCAUUUGACUUUUGUCUCAAAAUAAAAAACAGAACUUGCC